AUGAAACCUAAGAAAAAUCUAGGUAAAUCUUCGUCGAAUCAACCUCCUCCUGAAGCAGAGAAACCAACUUCAUCAAAUGAUGUAGAAAGUGAAGAUCAAGAAGAAGUGAAUGAAGGAGAUGCACCAGAUGCCGAGACUCAUGAUAUGACAACAAUAAGAGCAAAAGAAAAGACGAAGAAAAGAUCACAAGAAGUAACACCUUGUAGUGAUCCGACUCCGCAACCUCGUCACACAAAACCAUUGGUUGCAAAUGCAAGGAAUGCAAGUGGAGUUGUGACUGAUGGAGAAAGUGAAGGCGGAGGAAAUGGAGUUGGAGCUGAAACUGCUAAAGGAAGUGAAGGUGUACUUGUUGUUACUGGAGGAACUGAAAAGAUGUAUGAUGUUGUGACAGUUUGUGGUUUUAGAGAAAGAUUCUGGCCCGAAACCAUGACUUUUCUACUCCAGUUCGGCGAGAUGACUAUGACUCCGGAUGAUGCAAAGAAAAUCACCGGUCUUGCUUUGGAAGGAAAGGUUGUGUUUGAGGGUUUCAACAAUUCUCUUCCUUUUGAUGAGAUUUAUGUUUUGGCUAAAGACUGUGUUGGGUUGGGCAAAUAUGAAGCGGAAGAAGAGUUUGAGAUAGGGUAUGGAGCCGCUCCCAGAGCUAAAAGGCCAUUUAGUCUACCGGGUGAAUAUCGUGAAACAAUUAAUAUGUCAAGGAAGAUUAACCUUGUUCGUCUGAGGGAGAAGUUGGAGGAAUAUAACCGCAAGACUGCUAGUGGAGAGAUCGUGAUGGACGCAGAAAGAGCUAGACAUACGGCUAUAGCUUACUCGUUGCACUCCCUUGGGACCGUCUUCUUUCCCGAUUUCUCAAGAAAUAAGGUAAAUGCUUGUUAUUUGCAGUGGUUGAAGACUCUCAGUAUCGAUCCGGAAACAAACGAGGUACCUAAGUACUCGUGGGCCAUCGCCCUCCUUGCCAGUGUGAUGGAAAGUCUUUGCAAAGCUUCUAGGUGGAACGAAACACAAAUUACGGGAUGUGUUUCUCUUAUACAGUCAUGGGAUUACGACCAUUUUAAAUGCUUGAGACCUUCUUGGGAUACAAAAUGGCCUCUAGAGAAACCCACAGGAGGAAGAUACCCCUUUGGAGGGACCCAACACAAGGCUCAAGAGACGGAAAUGGUCGAAAUGAGGAAAAAGUUGGAUGCUUUGAUAAUUGAUGAUGUGGUGUUUGAUCCAUAUUUGAAACUUGACGAGGAAUCACAAGAAGAAGUUGGUGAUAAAUAA
Molecule: messenger RNA, 1260 nt
Organism: Papaver somniferum (opium poppy)
Lineage: Eukaryota; Viridiplantae; Streptophyta; Magnoliopsida; Ranunculales; Papaveraceae
Product: protein MAIN-LIKE 1-like
Exons: 4
Coding region: 1-1260 (419 amino acids)
Biological process (GO): meristem maintenance; meristem development
Source: RefSeq, a predicted model, not a curated record